Messenger RNA from Schistosoma turkestanicum, 1910 nucleotides. The record is from the annotation of a GenBank genome assembly. Lineage: Eukaryota; Metazoa; Platyhelminthes; Trematoda; Strigeidida; Schistosomatidae.
CGAGGUCAUGCGAGUAAUGGGAGCGGUAGUUUCAAACGGUCAAUGUGUAACGCAUUCGAAACCGUACUCUAAAAACCAGUUUCGAUUAUCAAUUUGUCUUAAUCCGAUGCUGGCUGUGUUCCUUGUUGCUUUCUAUUGAUUGCUCUACUGAAUAUUUUCCCACUCAGGCCUUUUUGUAUGCCCACCAAGUACAUUAACUACCUACUGGCCAGACGCAAAUUGUCUUGUGUAACAGACUUGAAACCUUAUUCUAUUUUCUCCUAGUUUAUAUCAAACUUUUUGUGGGAAGGGGCGGUAAUGAUUUAAAUUAUUUUGAGUGUCCAAAGAUUUUACGGUUUAAAGUCUCAAAUUAUUGAGCAGACUACUGCUCACAAUUGUAUUUUCUAAAUAUCUUUGUGAGCAUAGCUACAUUUAUUCUUCAAAUGCCACUUGGACUAUGUUUAGUUUAUAAAUAGCAUUUAUGCAUUAGUAAUCGUGGUUCAUUUAAAACCUUAGAAUUCAUCUAUGAAUUACGUGAUACAAUUUCUCUGACUGCCUGAAAUUUCGUUUGUAUUCAUGUACGUGAGCUGAUAUCCAUGACUUCGGGAGCACCUGGCCCUAACGAGAAUGGUCAAGUAGCCAGGUCACCACUAGUUCACAAAGGCCGUGUAUAUCAUCCAUAUAUCAAAAGGGAAUUUUGUGCCCAGUCAAUUAAAAUGUAUUUUAACCGUCCUUCCAACUGCAAUUCAAGCUUUACCAACGACCGGUACUCUGCUUGUGAUCAAGAACCAUUGAAGAAAUCUUUUACACAUCAAAUCACCUGUGUUCAGAAUUACGAACUCAGCACCAUUGGUAGACAAUGUGUCAUUGGAUCAUUUCAAGGAUUCUAUCAAUUUAUUUAUUAUAAUUGGUUAGACAAAGUAUUCUCUGGAGUAUCAAUGAUGACAGUGGCAAAAAAAGUGGUUCUAGAUGAAGUGUUAAUAGGACCUAUAAGUUUGGUAAUAUUUUUCUUUUAUAAUGGAUUUUGUGAUACAUUCACUGUAGCUGGUGCUGUGGAACGAUGUCGUCAAUCAUUUAUUUCUGCAUAUUUAUCAGAUCUAGCUUAUUGGCCUGUAUUACAAACUAUUAAUUUCGCUUUUGUUCCUUCAUCAUAUCGUGUUUUAUAUGUGAUAUUUUUCACUAGUCUAUGGAAUACUUAUUUAUGUUUUUUCAAUGCUCGUAUGAAUCGCAGCGACACCGCCAGUCUUGAAGACAAUGAACAAAAGAAAGAUUGUCGCUGAGCCAGCCCCUAAGAACAGUAACACACUACAUUUUGUGUAUUUAAUUCCCUAGAACAUCUCACUUACUACUUAGUAAGUAAGUAAGUAUCCUGCCCAUUCAAAAUGUCUAGAAUAUUUUUUUUUUGAAAAUUUUCUGUAAAGACUUAAUUUCUUUAUUUUUCAUUUUGCAUUGUAGUAAUUUUCUCUUUUAAAAUUGUAGAUUUUCAAAUUCACUUUAUUCACUUUUCUCUCUCGCUCUCUUUCUGUGUGUGUGUGUGUCCUAAAAAUUCCUCUAGAGACAAGAAAAAAAUUGAGUGUAUUCAAUGUCAGAAAUCGAUUUUCCGUUUUUUGAUUUUGUAAGCAAUCUGAUCAACAGAAUACUUUCCAUUCAUAAUUAUUCUUAUGUAUUCUUAUUAAAUUUUAUGAUUAUGAUGAGCAGCAGCGCCCUAGCCAUAUUCAUUAUUCAUAUAGAAGUCUUAACAUUUUCAUGUUUUUCUUUAUGAAUUUUUAGUCAUAAUUAUUGGGAAUUAUAAUAAAACAGUUUGAUUUGUUGAUUUUGUAAACCGAAUGUCGAAUGCAUUCAAUUAUUUGCUGUCAUUAGGAAACGAAUUCUAUGUAGAGGGAUGGCAAAUCAAUAGAUGAAAUGGUGUGAAACUUGAUCAGUUGAGGUGG